Paramecium pentaurelia is the source of this 1532-nucleotide messenger RNA. Lineage: Eukaryota; Ciliophora; Oligohymenophorea; Peniculida; Parameciidae. The record is from the annotation of a GenBank genome assembly.
AUGAGAUUAAUAACCAAUACAAAUAUCAUAGUUGAUGAUUUUGAAUUAGCAAAAGAUUAUAAACUUGAUACUUUUAUCCACUUUCUUACUCAUUUUCAUUAAGACCAUUGGUAAGGUAUGACUCCUUUGUGGAAUAAUGGGAAAAUCUAUUGUAGUAAAAUUACAAAGUAGUUCAUAUUAAAUAAGUUUCCAAAGAUAGAGAGAAUUGUUGCAUUAGACUUUAAUCAUAUAUAUUAUUUGAAUCUCUUAAGUUAAGAACUAACAGAUAAGAUUGAUAAUGAGUUUACAAUUGAAGUGGUUCUAUUUUCAGCAAAUCAUAUUCCUGGUUCAGCCAUGUUUUUAUUUAGAGGAUAUAUGGGAACUAUUUUACAUACAGGAGAUUUCAGAUUUAAUAAUAGUAUGAUAACAGACAAUCCUAUCUUAUUCCCAUAAAAUGAGACAAUCUAAAUAGAUGAACUCAUAUUUGAUAAUACAUAUUGUGAUCCUAUGUUCAACUUUCCAACAGCUGAUAUUGUAGCAUAAUAAAUGAUUAAAAUUAUUGAGAACAAUAUCAAAAAAAGAGUAUUAAUUGCUAUGGGUGCAUUAGGAAAAGAAACAAUUGUAAUGGAAAUUUGUAAGUACUUUAAAACUAAGAUUAUUGUAACUUAAGAGAAGUAUAAUCAAUUAAUUGCUAGUUCAACUAAAAAUAUUGAUUUAUUUACAACAGAUAAGAAAGGUAAUUGGAAAUAUCAAAUUUUUAGAAUAUUUUAUAGAAAUAAUUAAAAGAAGUCAUAGAGAAUAAAUACUUUAAUAAUAUAUUGAAUAAGGAUAAUAGAAUUUUAUUUGUAUAAAUACUGAUUUUUUAAUGUAAAGUCAUAGAGAUCCUGAUGGUAUUAAUUAUAUGGUUCCAUAUUCUUUACAUUCAAAUUAUAUUGAAAUGAGAACCUUUGUAAAUUCUAUCAAACCAGCUAUCUUGAAAGUAUAAAUUCUAUUUAAAUUAUUAAGAAAUUGGUUAUACCUUAUGAAAAUUUUGCUGAAUAUAGAAGAAAAGUCAGAAUCAAUCCAGUUAAAGGAUUUCAAGGUUAUUUAAAGAGAUUAAAAACAAAUGGAGAAUCUGGUUAUUCAAUUUUGAUUAGAGAAUGUACUGAUUUUACAAAAAUAUCUAAAAAUUAUACUUAAUGGAUGACAGAAACAAAAUUUCGUAUGUUUAUUUUUACUCAUAAUUUUAAGGUAGUUUAAUGGAGAAAUUAGGAGUAUAAUUAGAACCAGAUAGAAAAAAUCGAAAAAGGAAAGUAGAUUAAGUUAUGCCUAAACCUACUAUUAAAUAAUGUAUUAGAGAAUUAGAGAAAUAAUGUAUCUAUUCAAAGAAACCAGAAAAAGUAGAAUCCUUAGAAGAUAUUUCAAAUAAAUUGAAGGCAACCAAUAAUAAUCAUUAUAUUACUAAAUUCUUUAAAAAACCAUAAUAAAGUUAAGAAGGAGGAAGAAAAGAUGAAGAGGAAGAGAUUUAUAAUAUAAUUUAAGAGUAUUUACAUUUUCAUGAUGAUGAUGUGUGA